Molecule: messenger RNA, 1891 nt
Organism: Lepisosteus oculatus (spotted gar)
Lineage: Eukaryota; Metazoa; Chordata; Actinopteri; Semionotiformes; Lepisosteidae
Product: autophagy-related protein 16-1
Source: RefSeq, a predicted model, not a curated record
GGGAUUGAACGCCGGGAAGAUGGAGAGGUGGAAGACUCACGUCCGCUCGGAGCUUCUGAAGCGAGAUUCUCUCCAGAGGGACCCGUACGAGCGCUGGUUCAGUUCGUAUUCCCGUCUGCUGGAGAGACUGGACCUGCGGGAGACCUUGUGGGAGGAAGCCAAGCAAUUCAGCCCAGACGCCAGCGGGUGGGUGCAGUCUCUGGAGGAUCCGGUCCGCGUGCAGCUGGAGCUGAGAGAGAGCCGGCUCGCUCGCCAGCAGCAAUCUGAGACAAUGUCAGAGCUCACUGCCCGCCUGGGUCUGAUGGAGGCGGAGUUGCAGUACUGUCACUCACAAGUGAGCCGUUACCGCACGGAGGCUGUCUCCCUGUCCCGCCUGGCCACCACGCUGCAGGCCAGCCUGCUGGAGUGCGAGCUACAGCUGGAGCAGCAGGCGGAGGAGCUGGCGGGCCUGCGGCAGAGCCGGGCGGAGCUGGAGGCGGGGCUGGGCCAGGCGGAGAGGGAGAGGGAGGAGCUGCUGCAGCGCUGGCUGGUGGAGAAGCGGGAGCAGGCAGAGAGGGUGAACCUGCACAAUGAUGCCCAGGAGAGGUGGCUCCGCCUAACAAACAGGCUGAAGAAGCUUCUCCGACACCGGACACCCCGCCUGUCCCUGCUGGCAGCCAGCUGUACGAGGGACAUGGAGCUCCGGGUUCGAGCCCUUGGCGGGACAGAAGGGGAGACUGAGGGAGGAGACCCUGUUGUUCCGUAGACCUGAGCGAGGCCCCCCGGAACCUCACAUAGGAAGUGACCCCUGAACUUUGACCCCUGGUGGAAUAAGGAAGCUUGCUCCUCCGUCUAUCACACAGGAUGUGUCCCUCCGGUUUCUAAACAUAGUGGAGGCGCUGCAGCUCUGCCUGUGAAGACUCUACACUGCGAUCGACUGCAGUUGUCGGUAUUAUUGUAAUUAAAGGGGUAGUAACUCGUUUCCUAUACCAGAACUCUAUCUAUGAGCAGGUGACCUCCAGCUGUUGCAGAUCUGGUUUGUAAGAGAGACUUGUGUUUUUUUGUGAAUACAUGAACAGAAGUAUUCAUUCCCCCAAUGACCUUGAAAGUAUAGUGUUGAUUUUUUUGUUUUUCUGCUGGAAUCGUCUUAGGGUUUGGGGUUUUAUGGGGUACAGCGUAAGCCACUGUUUCAGGAAGCAAAGAUCCCCAUUCAGCAGCCCUGACCCCAGCCCCUGAACUACAAAGUCUCAGGUGAGAGUUGGACCCACCCUGUGCUGAGCCACAGUGUGAUCCAGGAUGUGGUGUGCAGAUGCCUCAGCUUCAUAAUGUGGGUUCUGUCAUGGACAUGUGGGGGGAGAGCCACUCGCUGUCUGGGGGUUUACAGCAGUGGGAGACUCCUUACACUUUAGCUAGCAAAGAAUGAACCUCGCCUGCCCAAUCUCGUAUAUUGUCUGAAUGUCACGUCCGCUUAUCACUACCGACGCCUCUGGGAUUCCAGUGCUCAAAUUGUUGCUGGGACUGCACUCCUCACCACAACCCGACUCCUCCUCCGCCAUGCCCACAGUGCUAAUCAAGGGGGAAGAUUGAAUGGGCUUCUAAACGCGGGUCGGGCUGGGCGGGGAGCUGUGGUCUUGCACUGGGGGGGACCGGUACUGGCGUUGCUCAAGCCGGCAGAUGGCGCAGAACCCUGAUGCUGUCUCUGCCUCGCACUUUCAAGAAAAGAGCGUCUGUAAGAAAUGUACCUGACAUGACCUCGCUCCUACUGCAGACAUGGCCAGUGGUGCAUGUUGAAGAGCUGUGCUGUAGAUGAAAACUGUAGACUAGCGAACAUGUUAGCUACAUUUCAGAUCAAAGGCCCUUCGUUUACAGUUCAUAUUCCCCCACCAGUGUAAUGGAUGUUGUUCUGUCUGGU